AUGUCGGAUCGAAUUGAUGUCCUCGUCUACGGCUUGGGAGCGAUUGGCUCCUUCUAUGCCUUCAUCCUGAGUCGCUCCGACCGCGUGCGACUAACGGUCGUGGCACGUUCAAAUUAUGAAGCUGUCCAGGCAAAUGGAAUCAAUAUCAAUAGCGAGAAUCAUGGCCAGCAUAACUUUCGUCCACACCGAGUGGUAAAAUCAAUUGCAGAGAUUUCACCAGUCGACUAUGUCGUAUGCGCUCACAAAGCAAUCAAUCAAGAUGAUGUGGUAGCUCAGCUACAGCCAGCCAUCGACAGCAGGACUACCAUUGUCAUCAUCCAGAAUGGCGUUGGUAACGAGGAACCCUUCCGAAAGCACUUCCCCAACAACACGAUCAUAACCUGUGUGACGUGGGUAGGAGUCAUACAGGCAAGUCCUGGAAUCGUCACGCACGGCAAAUCCGAGGCUACGCAGAUGGGCUUAUUUCCCAAUCCCAAGGUCGAAAGCCAAGUCGAGCAACAACGCCUUGGAACAUUUGCCGAUCUCCUCCGCCGUGGCAAGACUCAGGUCCAGGUUGCUGAGGAUAUACAGACCUAUCGAUGGCGGAAGGUGGUUUGGAACGUAGCAUGGAACUCGUUGACUGCUCUCACUAUGGUGGAUACACAAACUUGGUUGAAGUCAUCAGAAGAUGCAACGCCUUUUACACGCCAGUUGAUGCAGGAGGUCAUCAACAUCGCCCGUGGAUGUGGUGUACCCCUCAAGGAUGAUCUGGUUGACCAGCUUAUGGACAAAAUCAAUUCCUUGCCCGGCAUUGGAAGCAGCAUGCAGACGGAUUGCAAAAAUGGACGGCCAAUGGAGAUCGACGUUAUCUUGGGCUUCCCAGUGCGGAAAUCUCGAGAACUUGGUAUACAAGCCCCCUUUUUGGAGACCCUCUACGUUCUUCUUCGGGCGGUUGAUGGUCGACUCAGGGCCGCGCAGUAG
This is a messenger RNA of Penicillium roqueforti, 960 nucleotides long. RefSeq names its product ketopantoate reductase family protein. The transcript has 5 exons. Gene Ontology annotation, molecular function: 2-dehydropantoate 2-reductase activity. Gene Ontology annotation, biological process: pantothenate biosynthetic process. The coding region runs from base 1 to 960 and encodes 319 amino acids. Gene Ontology annotation, cellular component: cytoplasm. Lineage: Eukaryota; Fungi; Ascomycota; Eurotiomycetes; Eurotiales; Aspergillaceae. The record is from RefSeq and is a predicted model, not a curated record.